This is a messenger RNA of Colletotrichum fioriniae, 2091 nucleotides long. Lineage: Eukaryota; Fungi; Ascomycota; Sordariomycetes; Glomerellales; Glomerellaceae. The record is from RefSeq and is a predicted model, not a curated record.
AUGUCGCUAACACGGAAAUACUGGGAUGAGGACUAUGUCAGAGCCCUCGAAGCUCAAGUACAAUCGCUGCUGUUGGCCUUGGAGAAGCAAAGCGUCGAGAAAGAGCCAUCACCAGCGCUGUCUCUAAGUGACCGAGCAUCUCAGUCGGCAGAGCCCGAUGCAACCCUCCGAGAAAGUCUCGAUGGAGGUGACGCCACUGAAGGUCUCGCAGUCGGUGGCGACGACGAGGACACCAAAGACGUUGUCUCCAUAGAAGACCACGGAGGUAGUGCAAGUAAGGACUCAGGGACACAGGAGAGGUCUCAGAUGGCAAUGGAAGAGCUGUGUGUAAUGCUUUGGAGAACCAAUGUCGGUGACGGGGUAACCAUCAUCGACGACCCUGCCACUGGGUCUCACUACGCAGUCGAUCCCGUACGACCACCUGUACCUAUGGCCCAUCAAGUCAUCCCUCCAGAACAGGUUCUCGUUUACUGUCGACAAAAGGGCCUGAUUCACGAGAUGGCGGAUCUCUUUUUGGAAAACAUCAACCAAGAACACCAAUUCACGCCCUACACGACAACCGACUUUCUACACAGCUACCCUUACCAAUCCCCGGAUGAAGUCUUCUUACACAGUGCCAUCAUCGCAACGGGCACAACCUUUACACGAAGACCCGAUGCCACCCUCAUAGGAGAUGCAUUCGCGCAGUUUGCAGAAAGCCUCAUCUUCACCUGCUGCCGGCAGAAUCCCACACUCAAGGUCAUCCAGGGGCUGUCAAUGAUGUCCUGGCGCUCAUUGGCUAUGGGGAGAGACCACUUCGGCUGGAUGUUCAUCUCCAUGGCCGCCGGCAUGUGCGUACAUCUGAGACUGCACGUUCUGGCGCUAGACGAGUGCGAAGCCAGGCAGUUGGAGGCUACGGAGCAGGAGAUUCGCACUUUUUGGAUGUUUUACAUCAUUGACCGGACAGCGAUAUCGAUUCUCGGCCGUAAUUGCGCAUUGCCGUGGCGCAGAGUCAACGUGCCAGACUUUGAGAUGACCUUUGAGAACUCGAAGGCGGGCCUAGGUCAAGUAUCUUUUGCAUGGCAGUGCAAAUUGUGGUAUCUACAUGACCAGUACAUGGACCAGGUCUUCUCAACAAACUUUGAAUCUCUACCCAUACCGCAACAGGUCCGCAUCCUCGUAGCAAGUCAAGACGCACUCAGCGCCUUCUUCCGCUCUCGCGAUGAUAGGCUCCAUCUCUCGGGCGACUCGACCCCGAAACCAGUCAUCCAAUUCCACCUAGCCUACCAAAUGACAAUUCUCAUCACCAUGCCCCCUUUCCUCCGCAUCUUCGCCGCAAUCUCACAAAACUCAGACACAACCGAGCCAGGAAACACCAACAACAACAGCAGCAGCAGCAGCAGCAGCAGCAGCAGCAAGAGACAAAACUCGGAAUUCAUGCUCCUGGUUCUCCGCUCCCUUACCGCAGCAGCGACAGCAACCUCCCGCCUCGUCCGGACCUACCGCCGCGCCCACGGCUUUGACAUCUCCCCGAACCCAGUCAUCAUCCACCACCUCCUCAGCGCCGCCAUCGUGCACCUCAUGAACGCGACCAGCUGGACACCAGCGCUGCGGCACCAGAGCACCUACUGGCUCCGGCAAUGUCUCGAGCUCCUGCGCGAGCUGCAGGUCUCGUGGCCCGUCCGCGCGAUCAAGAGCAUCAAGAUUAUCCGCGUGCUCGCGCAGCGGUGGGGCGUCAUGAGGGCUUUACCCAUCGAGUUUAGCUAUCAGAUCGAGCAGACUGCUGCCAUGGCGCCUGAUGCUCAGAGUGGUUUGGGCGCGAAUAUUACGCAAUCCAGGAGUAGGGACAUGGGCGAGGCGGAUCUGAGUGGUGUGAACCAGGUCCAGUUUGAGUAUGAGUGGGAUGGCUACGGCGCUACUGCGGCUGAUGCGCCACCCGUGGACUUUAGCACCUUGGACAUGAGCUCCUUUGCGUCUCUGGGAACUCUCGAUGUUUCUGGAUUGAGCGGUGAGCGGACGAAUGCUAUGGGCACUGUUGACUUUCUCCAGGCCUUUCAAGGGCUCACGGAUUGCGAAGACUUCAAUUGGCUUUCGACUAACAAUGGGUUAUGA